Molecule: messenger RNA, 9225 nt
Organism: Monomorium pharaonis (pharaoh ant)
Lineage: Eukaryota; Metazoa; Arthropoda; Insecta; Hymenoptera; Formicidae
Gene: bdg
Exons: 14
Coding region: 1735-6624 (1629 amino acids)
Biological process (GO): sodium ion transmembrane transport
Cellular component (GO): membrane
Source: RefSeq, a predicted model, not a curated record
GUGGACUCGCAGUCCGUUGCCCGCGUCCGCAGCUCGUUCUUCCUCGGUGCUUACGCAGGCACCGUGAAGCAUUCGUCUUAAAACCCAUAGAGCGGUUACGUGGCACGCGCUCGUUGCGACAAAAGGAAAGAAAAAAAGAGAAAAGAUCGACAGAUAUGAAGGAAAGAAGAAAGAGUUAGAAAAUGAGCGACACAGGGCAGAAAACCUGAUGAACAGAGAGAGAGAGAGAAAUCGAGUCCGGUCUAUCGCAGGGAAAGGGAGAUCGCGAGAGUGCGCGCGCGAAUGGGGGAGAGAGAGAGAGAGAGUGAGAGGGAGAUUGAAAAAGGAGGAGGGGCGACGAGUCGACAAAGAAAGAGAGUAAACAAGUGUGCGAGAGAAAGAGUACGGAGUAGAGAAGUAGAGAGAAAGAACGAAAGAGGGGAGAGAAGCAAGCGAUCGUUCUUCCAAAGCGAGUCGUCGACGAGGGGGCGACCGGCGAAUAUCUCUCGCGUGCGUCUCGCGAGUGCGUCGCGUUUGGAAUUUCGCGUCCCGUGCGCAUGCAGAUCGUGAAUGAAUAUCAAUAAGAAAGAGAGAUUAAGUCGAGGGAAAACGGAAAGAAAACGCUUUUUCUUCUCCGCAAUCCUUUGGCGUUUCCAAGAGAGCAGUGUAUAUCAUCUGAGCAGGAUCGUGGAUCCGAAAAGUGAAGUAAUUUAUAUGAUUGAUUUCGUCAUCGAUCGGCGCCCGUCAAUCCGUCCUUCGAUUCGCGUCGCCGCGGCUGUGAAUCGAGAGGUCCCGAUUCGGGACGAGGAACACAAUAAAAUUUGUCGCGUCCGCGCCGCCACCGCCGCUGCCGCCGCCACCGUGUGAGUCACGGUCGGCCGACCCGGUUUUGUUAUCGAGGUGAACGUGGCGAAUGCGAAUCGAAGCGAGAAAGGUCUCCCGCGCGGGUGAUCGACGAUCGAGCGCGCGCGAGUCAAUCGAUCGCGUCUCUUCCGUUAAUUGACGCGUCGCGUCCUUCUCGGCGAAAAGAAUCGAAAGCGAAGUCAGCGAAGUGGCACGAAGUUGACCGCGAGCGUGUCGUCGGAAGUAAUACUUUUACACGACGACGGUGGACGGUGCUCGUCGAAAUGGUCAGCAGAAAAAUUUCAAGAAAAGGAGAAUAGAAGAGCGACGGAUAUUUAUAAGAAGAGUCUCCUUGGCUCGGUUUGAGCGAGUAGAUUCUUUCGCAAGAGAGAGAGAGAGAGAGAGAGAGAGAAAGGCCGCUUACCUGCGUCGACUCGAGGAAAGAGAGCGGGUGGAGGAGGUGAGGGGUACAGGAGGGACAAAGAUACAAAGGCGCACUAUGCAACGCGGGAAUGGCAGCGAAAUAAACUCUACGUCCACUGUUGCGUUGACGCUGUACUUUUUAUACGAUUCUCGAAAAGGGCAUACGCGCGAACGGAAUGACCGUGAUUUAAAUCCGUAAAUUAUCGCGCCCGCGUGCGUGCGUGCGUGCGUGCGUGCAUGCACGCGCACGCGCACGCGCCCUGUUGUCCAAGCGGACAGACGAGCAGCCAAAAGCAACGAAGAAUCUUUUCUCCCGGCAAAUGCCGGCCUGCUGCCCAGGCUGCCCUGCGCGGUCCACCUUGGUAAUCUUGGUGUUGGUAUACGACUUAGUCGCCACACGGACCUCUCGCGCGCUCCGAACGUGAUCACCUCUUACGACUGGCGUCGUCUCCGUCUCACGAGUGAUAUCAAGGUGUAAAUCGUCGCAAGAUGGCGUCCAACGAGGAUGAUGAUUUGAUCGAUCUUGGAAAUGAUGCGUGUGUGCCCCGAGUAACCGUAGAGAAUGCAACACCCGAUGAACAAGAGCAUCUGCUGGACGUGUGUCCUCCGAAACUCGAACAAAAACUCUCCCUUACCAAGCAGCAAGAGCGAGUGCUGAACAGUAUCGAUAAGGGUGACAUUCUGGUGACCUUGGGUCAUGAUCAAGUAGUACCGAUCCGCAAAAGGAUCGACGUGGUCUCGUCGGACACGAUCAAACGGGUGCGCGACAUCACCAGGAAUCUAGAGCCAGUGAUACGCAGGACCUGCUCGGGUAUCAACGAAGAGACCCAACAGGACACGGUCGAUCAUACGACGACAUCGAGCUGCAAAAGAACAAGGAAAGCCUCGACAACGAGAUGUGAAGACGAGACAUACGAAACGCGGGAGAUAAACGAUGCCUUCGAUUUUCUCACUGAGCACGAUGAUAACGAGGAUCAAGCGAAUUGUGGUCGAAUGAAGAACGAGAACGUCGAUCUGAAUCAUACGAUACGUCCCUUGAUUGAGAAAGAAGAGGACGGGAUCAGUUAUCCUUUCGAGUCGUCGUUCAAAACGUCGAAGGAAGAAACGAAUGAUAGAAGCAACGCAGAGGAGACGAAAGAUGCCAUCACGUCGAGCGAGUACAACAAUCCCGUCUACGAAACCUCAUUGAAUUUGAACAAGUUUCACGAGCAGAGCUUGCCUAAGGAUAAAUCCGUUUCCAUCGAUUCGGAGCGUCGUGCGAGAACCAUUCUCAAGAGACGCGGCCAGAAAGACGUCAGCGCCUUCGAGCGCGGAAGCAAGAGGCAUUCCUUUCAAGAAUCGCAUCGUAAAUCAUGGACGGAAGGGACGAGCCUAAAUCCGGUCUUUACCAAUGACCUUCCUGGUAUAGAUAGAUCCACCAGUCUCAAAGAAUAUCGCUGCGUACCAUCGAUCGUUUCCAACGUCGAUCAUGGAGUGUCCAGUUUUCUCACGAGACAGCCGGCGGAAGCGGAUGCGGAAUCGGCGAGCAAUCCGGCGUCGUCCGAGGACGUCUGCUCGGAAGGUUCCGAGGUGGAUUGGUCGUGGCUCGAGGAAGUGGAAUACCUACGUACCGCCGAGCACGUUGAACACGGCGAACAACAGGGGGGGAAGGUGAGCGGCGGCACCCCCACCAAAGCGGGGAGCGCGGGGCGCAGGCGCGGCUGCGAGCGUCGCGAGACGGUGGCGGCGGGCCGCAGUGUCGCGAUGUCCGUCGCCGCGACGGCAAAGUCCCUAGCGAGCGGGGGUGGUCACGGCCACCCGCCGCGGUGGCCGCCCUCCGGCGGCGGCGCGCUUCUCCUCGAUCGUCAAAACAGCAACAACGGCGCCGGCGGCGGCGGCGGCGGCCGACGUCGCCGGCAUCGCACCGGCAACGAUAACAAUAACGACGGGGAAGACGACGACGACGACGACGACGACGAUGACAAGGACGAGGCCGCGCGUUGCAACGCUACGAACGAAGCGGUUGAUCGCGAAAAUCGCGACAGCGGCGGGACGACAGCGACGGCGACGGCGGCAAUGGUCACCGCCGCGAACUCGUGGAUGCGCGCGUCCAUGCGGCGUCUGCGUCAUCUGCGAUUACCCGACGGCGGGAACCACCACCACCACCACCACCACCGCCAUCACCACCAGCCCUACCGCGAGUCGGCGGCAGCGGCGGCUCCGGCCACCAAUCGGCGCGCCGCGGCGCCAAAUUCCUUGCCGGAUAUCGCGCUGAUCGCGCCGGAGAUCCUCGCCGCGCAGACCAACGGCAGCGGCACUUCCGGCACCCUACUGCUCCGGCCUUCGAGCGCUCCCGCGAGAAACGCCGCGAUCGCCGGCGCCGGCGCCGGCGCCGCGACGCCGCCUCGCCGAGCCGGCCGGCAAUUCGCCGGCGGCAGGUCGCGGGGGACGCGAAAUCGCGAGGCGUCUUCGCGGCAGAGCAGCCUCGGCUCCACCACGACCACCACGGCCACCAGCACCGACACCAACACGACCUGCUCCAGCUCGUUCACCGGCGGUGGUGCUUCCAGCAGCGCGCCUUCCAGCCCGCAACGUGCCGCUCCGAGAAGGACAUGCGAGAGACUAAGAGACACCAGCAGACAUAAUGAGAAUGACGACGAGAACGAGAAUUCUCUGGGGAAGUGGCCUCACGCCCUUAGUUCGGCCUUCGCAUGUCUCGGCUGCACUCUGGGGCUCUUUAACAUCAGCAGAUUCGCUAUUCUUAGCGUACAAUUUGGAGCAAACUUUAUUGUACAGUUCCUGAUUUUAUCUCUCGUGCUGGGCAUCCCGCUGUUGACACUACAAGUAUGCCUUGGACAAAGAUUGGCGGCCGGUUCCGUGGAUAUGUGGAGAAUAUCGCCGCUUUUUCAUGGCGUGGGAAUAGCUUUACUCACCGCGCAGGCAUUCAUCGGUAUCUACAGCAUAGUCGGUGUAUCGUGGAUGUUCGUGUACUUCAGAGAUUCGUUUAUAACGAAGCAGGACAGGUAUCGAUGGGCGGAGCCGUUUUCUCUCUAUCAGGACGAUAGUCGUCCUACGUACAACAGCACCGCUUCGUACAAAUUAUACGAGACUGUUCCGGAUUACUUCAGCGGCGUUGUACUGCAAAGGCAUCACUUGAACGAGACUAAUCCUGGUUUCGUCACAUUAAAGUUUCAAGUAGCUUUCCAUCUAGCCGCCGUAUGGUUGAUCGUAUUUGUUUCGCUGAGUAAAGGACUAAGAUCUUAUGGGAACGUUAUAUACGUUUUCACCCUAGUGCCCGUAUUUGGCACGUUUAUCCUUUGCACAAAACUGCUUGGACUCACUCCGCCAGGUUCGAUACAUCAACUUUUCCCCGCCACCGUCUGGAGCGAAUUCUUUAUUAAUGGGAAGUCAUGGGUGGCUGCCUCGAAUGAGGUCUUCCUCACGUGGGGUUUACUCGGCGCGGCCGUUAUGCAGAUAGCAGCUCAUAACAAGCACAAGCAUCUCUUACAGCGGGACACGAGUCUUGUGAUAAUCGUAACGUUUGUAGUACUCCUUCUCGGGGCUUUCCUAGCAAAUACCUGCGUACAAAUCCUCAGGCAUCACGGCUACAUCUAUACUAUUAGUUCUUUCGAGAGAAUGUCAGGGUAUACAUUUAUGAGGCUUGCCAGUCAACCAGCACCGCCAGGAUACACCAGCACGCCAGAGAGAUUCAUGUCUCACGCAUCAUUUCUUCUUGGCCAACGCGUAACACGACCUGGUGCGGACACGAGUACUGAGUCCGGAUAUCAGGUGUUACGGCUAGCCACUGAAUUAGUGCCUUCGACAUUGGCAUUGUUAGGCACCGAACAGGUGUCGCCGUUCUGGGCAAUUCUGUUUUAUUUUAUUCUCAUCUUAUUUGGGAUCGCACAACAGUUGGCAAUCUGGCAUUGUGUAAUAACUGGUAUAAUGGCGAUCAAUACGAAAAUGAUGAAACUCUGGGAAACUUCAAUCACGUUUUUUAGCUGUGCUUGUGCUUACAUAUUUGGAUUACCUAUGGCUACGGAGUUGGGUAUUUACGUCGUGUACUAUCUCGAUUACACCGUCGGCGGAGCAUGGUGGAUAAUCAGUUUGUACUCAAUACAAAUCCUCGCUGUUUUUUUAAUCCGCGGACGUCCGCACACUAGCGAGACAAUCGUCACCGAGUUAUUUCCAUCGACCGGGCGAUGUCUCAGAUACUGGGUCGGCCCUCUCCUCUCCUUCACAUGGGCUUUUAUUCUCCCCCUUGCCUUAGUAGUUUUAUCUAUCACAAUAUUCAAGAGCAGCGAUUUCCGGGAACUGUACUCUCAUCGUCGCGCGAGCAAAGAUUACUGGGCCGUGUGGGCAAGGCAACUCGGCACAGCGAUUCAGCUGACACCGAUACUCAUAAUACCAGCAGUGGCUGUCAUACAGACGUGUCGAUACUUGAAUAAGGGACCGCCUGAUAUACUCGAUAGUGAACAAGUGGAAGUAACAAUAAAUCAUUGUGAACAAUGUAACGGCAGAAUUCAAUUGCUCUGUCGGCCACCACUGGAGCCCGAGGAUCCUCGCGACGCGCAGACCCAAAUUGGAAGCGACACUGGUAACAGUCUACACGGAAACGGGAUUCUGCCUGCCGCAACCACAGAGAUACCGUUCGAGGAUCCGCCGCCAAAGUACACUCCUCCGCCGAGCUAUACCACGGCGACCGGGGCACGAAUCGCAAAAAUGCUGCGACAGAGCUUCCGGCGAAGCGUGCGAAGGAUUGCGAACGUGCUAGGGGAAAGCAGCGCGCCGCGACAGAGGCCGGGACUGCAACCGCCGCCGCCGGAUUACGCGACCGUCCUAGUGGAGAUGAACAAUCAGAGCGGCGCGUCGAUACCGCGCGACCAUGUCGCGAUCCACGUGCUAUCGGAACCGCGGCCGGACGUGACGAAUACCGGCGGCGCGGACGUGUCGACGAUCGAGCGGCGUCAUCGGCCAAAUACCAUCGAUCGCACCAGCAGAAUCGGCAUCGCGGCGAGAUCGCGCGCGAUUGAGCGCACCCACUCGACGAACGACCGUGGUCGUCGGUCGUGCGUGAACACUGCCGCCGCGCACACUCUGUCCAGCUCGAACUUGACAGCCGCCGACGUGGCAAAUUUGCUGCGUAGCAGCAUACGCAGGGGCACCGUAAGGACGCAACAGUCCCUACGCAGGAGCUUUUGCCACGAGGAAUCUACGACGGCGGCGUCCGUCGAGAAUCUAGUCGAGGCCGCCGCGCCUAUUGGCGAGGACUCCUUGAUCCUAUCGAAGGACGCGCAUCUAGUCCCCGGUGAACAGAUUGACGACCGCGGCAAUUACGGCGACGAUGGCGACGAGAAAAAGACUGCAAAUGAAAUGGAGAGUUCCGUUUCUGUGAUAUAGACUUAUACGUCGGCCGGUCGUUGCAAGGUGAACAAAACCGGCAUUUCAGGGUCGAACUCUCAUUAGCGAUUUGCUGCCUCUUUCUAGGCUAUAAUUUUUAUUUGUAAUAUAAACGAAAACUUCUUCGCCGAAUCGGCGUUAUUUGACGCUAUCGCCUUGGACAGCCUCCAAGUGCUUGAACCCUCUCAAGAUUAGGAUGUUGACGUUUUGCUCCUGUACUCGAACAAUUGCAUGCAUUUGUUACUACCCCCAUUUUUGUGUUCUUACUGUAUUUAUUUCUUAAUAUGCGAUACCUAUAUAUAUACACAUGAUGUUCAGAAUUUAAAUGUUUAAACUUUGAGAGACCAAAGCGAACUAAAAAAAAGUCUUUUAACGAUAUGCGCGUUGCUUUAUUUCAGAGAAAAUCACAAAAUGUUUUUCAUUUUUUUACUUAUUUAUUAUUUACUUGAAGCAAGCGUGAUGUUGCGGAUAGCGCACUAAUCUUAUACUGAAGUCUUUGAUCCUAAAUUUGAUUCCAAGCAAAAUCGGAAAAAUUUUAUACACUCGUUCCCUCUUUGAUGAAAUAAUAAGUCAUCAAGAAUAUUCUACACCUCGAAAUCUCUCUAUCUUAACUGUCCGGAAAUUGUAGGUUCCAUAUAUCUGUGAACAAUCUACGUAUCCUACAACAUACAUAUAUAAAGAGAAAAUCUGAGUCCGACUUAGACUAUAGUGCCAUUGAAAUUAAAAUUAUUACAUUUACACUUAUUUAUUUAUGUUGUUACUUUCUUAUGUGUAUAUGAAGAUUUUUGAGAUUGUUAAUUGCUAAUCUGAAGAGAAAAUUAAAAACAUUAAAACGGCGAAUUUGCAACACAAACAUCUAACGUUAACUACUCAUGUUGGAUCCAAAUAUUGCUUCAUUUUUUCAAAAAACGCUCAAUUUAAGAGGAUGCUAAAGUUGUCUUGUUUUACCGAUAAUUUUAUUUUUCACUAAUCUUUUAAUUGCAGAGUUAAAAAUCCUUCUCCAGAAUUAAAGUAUAGAUGAUAACAAAUUCGGGCCGAAACGAUUUUGUAGGAAAAACGACAAAAAAUUUUAAAAUUGUCGGUUUCUGACGUCGACUCGUAACAAAAUGUGUCCGAUGCAAAAAUUUUAGACCUUGUACGUACAAAUCAAGCCUGGGCCUAAGUGAAGCAUUUAGGAACAAUACUACGCUUUCAGAUUGAGCAUAGGCGUUCUAAUAAAAAAGAGGUUAAUGAGUACGAAAAUUUCAUGUCUAAAAAGAGCAAUCUAAAUUUUUUUUUUUAAUUUAUGGUAUGAAAUUCAAUUCAUAAGCUGAUGAUAUUAAUACAUAAACUUUAAUUUUGAAAAAGGAUUUCCAAAUCUAUAAAAGAAAUACAUACAAAAUUUUGUUAAUGAUGUGCACAAAUGACUACAUUAUCGACCUCGAUCAAGACUAGCAGUUUAGCAUCCCCUUAAUACCUCAGGCUUAUAUUAGGAUAUCAUGAAUUUUAGUAAUUGGUUUCUUGAAUUAUUUCACAAAUGACAAUUCAUUUUUAUCAAAAAUAAUGUGAACGCACGUAAUAAUAAGGAGCUACAUUUACAAAAGAAGGAAUUAUUACCCAAAGAAGUUAUCAUAUACAUAUAGCUUCAGUAUAAAUAAGUAUUAAAUAUAUGAAAAAUGAAAAAAAGUUGAUUUUCUCCAAAAGAAACAAAAAAUGAGAUAAUUUCUAAAGAACUUUUCUCAAUUUGUCAAUCUAGCUGUUACAUAUUCCUGAAGUUUUGGCACUUAAAUUUUGAGAUCCAUUAUAUAGACUGCAUUCCGAUAUACACUACUAGAAUAUAAAAUCGCUAGUAUGAAAAUGUAUAGUUUAUGUUACGUAUACUACAUAUUUUUAGUACUGGCAGUGAAUUUCUGAUCGCAGCCAUAUGUAAUACAUAUCUUCAUUAAAUUAGAACAAAUAACGUUUUUGCAGUUUGAUGCACUUUUGAAUAUUUUGGACCUCGAGUUUGUAUUUCUCUCAACGUCAAAAUCAGGUAUACAAUUUUAAUCUCAUUUAAUCUCAUAAUGGAUACAAUUUUUUACACUGAAUAUAAAUAAUAUUCAGAACCGGAUUUAAUUGCGGUUUCAAAUAAGUCAUGUAAAUACGAGCGUUCGCUUUUCUUCAGUAUAUAGUUUAAGAAGAAUUAUAUUAUUAUUACUAAUUAAGCAAUGCUAUACUCAUGUCAAGAAGUGUAUCUCCUGAUUUUUGCGUUUUCUCUGAAGAUGCGGAAGAAGAAUUAAUUCAAAUUAAAUGAACGAAUGAUUAGAAACAUAUUAUAAAUCUUCCUCGCUGCGUUUACGGCGAAAAUUGUAUGAACAAUAUGUGCGCGUAACAUAUCCCUAUACUCUUAUUCAUGAUUAGGUCAUCCUGUAAAUACAUGUAGCAUUUUAGUGAGUAAAUAAAUGUAGCAUAAAAAAAAUGUUACAAUUUUAAAUCAACUGGCUAGGUAUGUAGUCAAUGUGAGAGUGUAUAAAUUUGUCCAGUGUCAUCGAUGUAAUUUUCGUUUUCUGUGUUUUGUGUUGUGAAUCGUCAUAAGAAUGUGAGCUAGACUGAUUUGCAUAAUAUUAUUAUCUUGAUUGGAAA